This is a messenger RNA of Photinus pyralis (common eastern firefly), 1412 nucleotides long. Its product is annotated as LETM1 domain-containing protein 1. Gene Ontology annotation, molecular function: ribosome binding. Gene Ontology annotation, biological process: intracellular monoatomic cation homeostasis. Bases 195 to 1298 code for a protein of 367 amino acids. The record is from RefSeq and is a predicted model, not a curated record. NCBI's taxonomy places the organism in Eukaryota, Metazoa, Arthropoda, Insecta, Coleoptera, Lampyridae. Gene Ontology annotation, cellular component: mitochondrial inner membrane. The transcript is spliced from 4 exons.
AAAUAAAGAAUAAAAUACCUCUUUUGAUCAUGUGUUUGUUGUUGCAGUUUGUUUACUUUCAAUCGUGUUUUUACAUAACAAACAUGGAAACAAUUUAAAAAUUUAAGAGAAAUGGAAAAAAUACGUAUUGGAGUAACUAUACAAUCAUUCAACUAAUUCCUCGUUCCGCCUGUGCAUCAAAUACUGUCUUCAGAAUGGCUAGUCGAAUUCUUUUCCAUUACAUGAAUUGUGAGAAGAAACUCUUAUUCAGUACUGCAUUCUCCAAAGCUUAUUACUUCAAGCCGAUAUGCGUAUGUUGUGCGUCCAACACCUCCUCCUCUAGGAGAAGUAUAUAUAAAACAGAAGAAGUGAAGAAAUUCAGAUUUUUUGUACUUCAACAUUACUUGGAUUACUUAAAAUCGUAUAACGCAAUAUUAGAAAAGAAAUUUCCGGGCGCCAUGCGAGUCUAUCGCGUAUUCAUGGACGGUAUGAAAGAGUUUUUUAAUGAUCUAAAGUUGUACAUCAAGUUAGUACACAAUUUAAAUAUAGCGGGGAAGAGUCUCGAGACGUUUAACGUUAGAGAGGUCGAACUGUACGAACAGAUGCCGAAAGAUAUGAGACGAAUCGCUCCGUUACUGAUACUUUCAAUCUUACCGUUAACACACUAUGUAUUAUUUCCCAUAGCGUAUUAUUUUCCUAGACAUUUGUUAUGUAGACACUUCUGGAAUCUACAGCAGAAAUCCGAAUUUAGUAUUAUUUUACUGAGAAAGAGACUAGUGCAUAAUAAACCUGUCUUUAGACAUCUGCAGUUACAGUUGCCGAAACUUAAAGAAAAUGCUCUUCAUAAAAAGUGGUCGGUGGUACUGGGACUCGUCGGAAGUGGUUUACAGCCCCAACCGGAGCAGAUUGUAGCGUGCAAGGAUCUGUUUGUUAACGGACCGUAUCACCUAAUGUAUUUGAGUGGAAAUCAUGUUAAGCACUUGCUUAAAAUGCACGAGCUGCAUAUGGGCUGGUUUCGACGGACCAGAUUAGGCGACAGAGCGGUAAUCCUUCAAGCUAUGGACCGUGCGAUUCUAAGAGAAGGCGGAGUUGAGAUCUUAUCCACCGACAAUCUACGGCAUGCCUGUUUAAUUCGAGGAUUGAACCCAAUGAACAUGAAGAAUGAGGAUAUGGUCAACUGGUUGAAAGGGUGGAUCGCCGUGUCCAGUGAGAUAGACAAGGAUUCUUUGUCACUGCUGUUACAUUGUCCAAUAUUAUUGGCGUACAAUGAACCUACGAACUGGCAAUUGAUUUAUGACACCAAACAACCUAAACUAUAAGAAAUGUGAUAAUUUAUUUUGUUUACAGUACCUAAAUGUAGAAUAUUUAUUUUAUUUAUAAACCUACUGUUGAAGGAAUAAACAUGCCAUUGGUGCAUUUAUGUAAUUUCCUAA